This is a messenger RNA of Cyanidioschyzon merolae strain 10D, 2001 nucleotides long. RefSeq lists its product as hypothetical. Gene Ontology annotation, biological process: cristae formation. The transcript has a single exon. Gene Ontology annotation, cellular component: MICOS complex. Lineage: Eukaryota; Rhodophyta; Bangiophyceae; Cyanidiales; Cyanidiaceae. Bases 1 to 2001 code for a protein of 666 amino acids. The record is from RefSeq and is a predicted model, not a curated record.
AUGAAUCAGGCUCGACUGAUGAACUUGAUUAGAAGCGUAAAGACCCAUGUUUGUGCGGGAUCACUGCAGAAGAGCGUUUACAGAGGGCUUUUGAGGAGGCAGUGGCUUCGUCGCUCGAGCAGCGCCGCUUCCGAGCAACCGCCUGCGUCGACAACGGCCUCCACAGCGACUCCGAGUCGUUCAACCGUGAAGCCUACCACACGGAAUCACCGUCUCUCGCUAUGGUACGUCGCGCUUGUGGUGCCAUCCCUGACUUUGGGUGGUGUGCUCGUCGCGCUGGACUUGAACGAUGCGUUUCGAGCACGGGCAGAGCGGCUCCUGCCGGGAACGACGCGCUGGCUCAGCCAGCUUACCGGGAAACCGUAUGGUCAAUCAAGCGAGAAAGAUAGGAUUCACAAAGCGACGGUCCAGCGUUCCCGGCUGCUUCACGCGGCUGCUACGCAGCUGGACAACGAGUUGCGUCUCGAGGAGGCACCGCCAACGGACAAGUCGUUCAUAGGUCACGAGUCAACCGAUAGUAUACGAGCAGACGCAGAAACUGCUGCGACGCAGAUCGCCUCGCAUGAGAAAGACAUGUUGAACAUCUCCGCUUCGGCUGGUUUCGAAGAAGCACAAUCUUCUGAAUCAGCUGAACUCCAGGGAGCUGCAGAUGAGGGAUCUGCUACAUCUUCAGCGCAUGCCUCCACGACGCAGCAGAUGACUGCAGCCGAGUCGAGCGAGCACGAGGAGGCUUCACCGGUCAGCACAAAGCAAGCAAGCGCUUUGACAUCGACGAGCACCACGUUAAGCGCGUCCACAGAAGCAGAGGCAACUGCGCAGCAUGCCCCAGACACAUCCGAGUUGUCCGCGUCGCGGGAACAUAUCCUUCCAACUGCCGUGGAAAUGCAAGCGCUUGUCGAGCAACUUAGUGUGCUAGUUUUGGCAGAAGCCCUACGUGUACGGGAACUUGUGAAACCCCUAGAGUCGCAGUCUAAGUCCGGGUUACUUGGCGGACGCGGAGCGAAUCCGGUGGAGCAACGACGUCAGCUGGCUUUAAUGCUCAUGAAAGAGGAAACCGCUCUCCAGCAGGACCUGGAACGGGCCCUGCGGCGUCUGGAAAAGCACCUACGGCAAGCGCUGGAGCCCCAAAUCCUUGCCCAACUGCGUCCGCAGUUCGAGAAGGCCUGGAGCGACCACGAGGCUCUGCUGCGGCAGCAGAUGCAAGAUGAGCUCGAUACACAACGAUUGGCACUGCAGCGUGAGCAGGUCGAUCGACUUUUAGAGUUGCAAAUGUUGAUGGAGCGCGUGGAGGCUCGAGCGCUCCGCGACCGCCUCUACAAACAGUAUGCACACUGGGCGCAACGGACUGCGCUGUUGUGGCAGGCUCUCGCUGUGCGGCUCACGCGGGGAGAGCCAUUUUUCGCUGAACUUUCGGCUAUGCAACAAGCCUGGCGCUCAUUAGCAACCUCCAAAGAAAACCCUGAAAGUUCGCUCGAUACUUGGCAACAGUCCGCCGCCUUGGUUGAGUGCGUGCUCUCGGGUUUGGCCCCUGCCAUUGCGAUGCAGGGUAUACCACCAGCGAGCGCUCUCCAGGAACGUUUCCUCAAUCACGUCUUUCCGGAGAGCCGAGUCGCAGCGCUCAUGCCGGCCAAUCGAGGGGUCUGGGGUUACUGGCUGGCAAGAAUAGCUGCCUGGUUGAAGACCAAUCGACUUGAAGAGAACCUUGACCAAGUCAGCGUCAUCCAGAUUCUGGACGCCGAAGACGCAAGAGCGGAAGAGCAAACAAAGCCAGGCACAGGUUUGGCGCUAACGAUGGAGCAGCGGCUGCUGUGGGCUCGCCGUUGCGUGGAACGCGGUGAUCUUCGGCACGCGCUCCAGCACCUUCAGCAGAUUCCUGCAGACUCACUGGUCUCGCGAAUCUGUAAGGAUUGGAUGACGCAAGUUGAGCGAUAUCUUGUGACCGAACAGGCAGUCCGGAUUAUUCGCGCGGAGUCUACGAGCGUUACCGCAGCUUUGUGUUAG